Messenger RNA from Pocillopora verrucosa, 6456 nucleotides. Lineage: Eukaryota; Metazoa; Cnidaria; Anthozoa; Scleractinia; Pocilloporidae. The record is from RefSeq and is a predicted model, not a curated record.
AUGAAUACUUGGACAAAUGCUGGAGUGCCAGAGGUAGCACCAACAAACUUGCGAGUGUUGGAAAAAGGCUCUACAUCAAUCACUGUCUCUUGGCGACCUGUUUUUGGCGAAGUUUCAGGAUACAAAAUAAGAUAUAGAAAGGGAGGAAAUGGUCAAUAUACUUUUGUUCAUGUGGAAGUAAGUCUUUGGCAGUCUCAAUGGGAAGGAAACAUUAUUGACCUCGAGAAGAACACUGUGUAUAAAAUUCAAGUAGCAGGGUAUACAAAAGAUGGUAUAGGACCAUAUUCAGAGGAAAUCAUAGAGAAGACUUACAAUGAUUCUCAAUACCACAGCCCAGAUGUGAGCUUGCCAAAUGUCUCACCAGAUGCUCCUCCAGAAUUAAGUAUUCCCCGAUCAAGGCAGUUCAUAAUCCAGUCUGAAGUCAAUCUGAAGGGUGAAGUUUUUCAUAGAACAAUGUUCUUCUGGAGUGUUUAUCAGCUGGGUGACAAAGAUAUAUUAUUAUUUACCAAGAAUGGCUCAUCAGAAAUGCUGAUUUCUCCAUGCUUGUUGCCAGUUGGUGAAUUUUUGGUUCAACUCAAUGUCAGUAUGAUAGGAACAGCAGUGUUUGGGGUCAGUCAGGGUUAUUUCAAGGUGGUGAGUAGCCCUUUAGUGGCAUCCAUUGCUGGUGGAAGCAAGGUGGCCAGAGGACUGGAAAGAACAUUGAUUUUUGAUGCAUCCCUUUCAUAUGAUCCUGAUGAAGAGAAUCUGCAAUUUUCAGGCCUCAAUUUUACAUGGCUGUGCAGAGAAGAGUCAUCGCAAGAUCUUAGUAACUCAGUUGAAGGAGGAUGUUAUUAUAGGGCUGGUGAUAAAGAAUCUAUCGGACAUGAACUUAGAAUGAACAACAGUCUUCUGGCAGAAAACACCUCAUACUUUAUAACAGUACAGGUUACAAAGGGUGUAAGGCAAGCUGAGUACACUCAGGAAGUGUUUAUUGUUCCCGGCGACCCGCCAGAAGUGCAAAUUAGGUGUAUGGAGAACUGCGAUAUGAAACUGAACCCAUCUGGGAGAAUGGCUUUACAGGGCAUGUGUACAGGUGCCUCAUGUCAUAGUUCUCUUAUCUUCAAGUGGACAAUUUUAAAAGACUUGAAUAACUCUCUAAACAAUUCCCAGUGGACUGAGAUUUCAGAAAUAAAAGAGUUGAUAAGUACUCGAGUUUCAUCAAAAUCUCUCGUCACUAGGCCUGGAGUGCUGACACCCGAUACCAGGUAUAGGUUUAUAUUGACAGCACGACGAACAGGUGGAUACCACGGGUAUUCUGAGUACCACGUGACCUCAAACAGCCCGCCUGUUGGAGGAGUAUGCACUGUAAGCCAAACAUCAGGAGUCGCUCUUAUAACAGAGUUUACUUUUUCUUGUGAUAAUUGGCAGGAUCCAGAUCUUCAGUUGCAGUAUGCAUUUAUUUACCUAACAAAUGACGAUCUUCUUAAUGUGGCAUACGAAGGAGUAAAAACCAGUGUAACAACCAAACUUCCUGCUGGAGAGAGUAAAAAUAAUUUUACCAUCGACUUUCGAGUGCGAGUGACUGGCAUGUUGGGAGCAUUCGCUGAAGUGAGGACUCCCGUACAGGUCUUAGAACCCAGUAUUGAACAAGCAAACCUUACAGACAUUGUCCAAAUCCUCACAAUCGGAGAAGAAAGUGAGCUGAAGUAUUUGAUCCAAUCGGGUGACGUGUCACGUGCUGUACAAUUGACGGCGGCAGCUCUUUCGGUAGUUGAUGUCAUUGCGCUUUCGAAAACGACAGAAAGUGAGGCCAAUGAGUUGACUAAGAAACGGAUUAUGAUUAAAUCAAACAUCAUACAGCUGUUAUCAGCCAUCAACGUAGAUACAGUAGUUAGAGUCCAGCAGGUGUCGAAUGUGAUUGCCUCUGCCAGCUCGGUCAUUGACGAGGUUACCGUCGAAGCACAGAAAGAUGCAACGGAUGCGCUUGAAAAGAUGACAUCAGUUUUGAAGGUGGAGAGUACAGCUGGGGAAAGUUACGACUCGCUUUUUAAUGGUGCAAAUAGUCUUGUGACUGGUCUUGGUAGCAUACUUAAGGUAGCAUCACAUGAAGCUAGUGUAUACGAUUCGCAUUUGCAGGAGAAGUCUCACAUCAAAGCCAGCUUCAUAACUACUGAUGAACGACUCUCACGUAAAAGCCGGGGGUCAGCGUUUAGGGUAAGAACUUCUUUGCCGUAUUUAUGGGCCGGAAGGAGCGAAAGAGACGCAUCUGACGCCAAGCUGCAGGCUCGAAUCCACGUGGAGAGUAUACUCCAGUCUUUGAGAGAGGUCGGGAAUAUCAUCUUGUCCCGAACUAUGGUUGGCGAGGAACCAAAACAGCUUUCAGCCCAGGCCACGUCUCUGUUAGUGCUGCGAGAGGAGCCAGAUAAGCUCGCUAGGACUACUUUGGCAAACAAAGGAAACAGUUUUUGUCUUACCUCACUAUCCAUCCAGUUAACUAAUGUUACCCAGUUUGUAGAUAGCCAGAUGGUAACAACAGACUUUACGCCCUUCUCUUGGAACCCCUCAGGAUCAAGAGUGACGACUGCAGUUUCAAGCCUUGAACUUAAGAACAGCUCUGGGCAUCCCCUGAAUACGACAGAACUGACAGCGCCGAUUGCCGUAAAACUUCAGAACCAGGACUUCACAAAUGCUUCUCAGGCUCAUUACGUUGGAGCUAACAGAACUGUUUUCUACAAGAUAAUUGUCACUCAAUUAGGGAUGGCAUUGAUGCUAAACAUUCGUCCGGAAAGCAACAAGACAGAGUUUGUGGUUACUGUUAAGUACGGAGAGCGGCCUUCCCCAAGUAAAAGCGACUUGAAUCUAACAAUACCUGACCUUUCAUCUUGCUAUAAGAUGCCAGAUGGUUAUGCGAACUGUUCACGCGAUCCUUAUAUAGUUUUCGUGAACCAGGAAUUCGUUGAGAACAAAGGUCCUGGAUACUACUUUAUCAGCCUUACAGCCGUAUCAAAAAUUUCUGAGACCUCUCGUUCUAGGCGCUGCACAAAGCAGUCAUGUAUGCAGUACAAAGAACUGCCCACCACGGGUGCAAGUUUCAACGUACCCCAAUACCGUGAAGGAGAUGAAAAUUAUACCAUACGAGUAAUGUCGGCUGCUUGUCUGUUCUGGAACGCAGUAAUAUCUCAGUGGACAUCUGAAGGAUGCAAGGUAGUCGAAGAGACAACUCAAGAUUACAUUCAUUGCUCUUGUAAUCACCUAAGUACUUUUGGUGGUCAGUUACUUGUGGCGCCCACCCCCAUCGAUUUUGAUAAGGUUUUCACAGAGCUAGUUCGCUUACCGGAUAGUGGAAACUUAGCUGUUAUAAUAGCAGUCAGCUGUGCAUUUGGUCUUUACCUAGGAAUGCUGCUAUGGACUCGGAAGAAUGACAAACUUGAUCUCGUAAAGGUGGGCGAGAGGGCACUUAUAGGAGUGCCUAUGCCUUGGUCUCAUAUGGUUGAGGUUCAAGUAUCUACAGGCAUCUGGCGAAACUCGGGAACCACUGCCAACGUUUUUAUUGUACUAGAGGGAGAGUUAGGUACCAGUCGACCUUACCAUUUGAAGCACCAUUCGUGCAUUCCUUUUGCAAGAGGGAGUAUUAUUUCUUUCGUUAUUUCCAUUCCUACCAACAUCGGCACCAUAGAAACCGUUCGCAUAUGGCAUGACAACUCGGGCACCAGUCCAUCAUGGUUUUUGAAUCACAUCAAUGUUAGCGAUCUGUCCACUAGGAUAGAAAGGAAGUUUGUCUGUUUUUCGUGGCUGGCUGUUGAUAAAGGUGAUGGACAAAUAGAUCGCACACUUCAUUUCACUUCAGCGGAUGACAGAAGAAUUGAUUUUUCCGCGUAUGUUCAGAAUAGAAUUGCUGAAGAAGUCAGUGAUUUACAUUUAUGGUUUUCUGUCGUCACAAGACCACCAAGGUAUCGAUUUACCCGCGCGCAACGUUCGUCUUGCUGUCUGGCACUAUUGCUGACAACCAUGCUAACCAGUGCGAUGUUUUACGAGCAUAGAACAGCGAUGGACGACACACAGGGAUCGUUGAGGUUGGGCCGUUUUGUCGUAAACUUCAGAGAGUUCAUCAUUGCAGUGCAGAGCCUUACAGUUGUAUUUCCUGCCUAUAUCUUGACUGUGCAACUUUUUGCUCGUACUCGAUCCUCGAACGAGAAUAAGCGACUGGCUCUGAAAACCAACGCAAGGACGAAAUUUACUCAGAGGGAACGCGAGUUUUCUUUCCCACACUGGUUUAUUUGCGCUCCCUGGCUCUUGUGUUUUCUUCUUUCGACCUGUUCGGCGGCUUUUGUUAUCUUCUACAGUCUACAGUGGGGUGCAGAUACAAGUGAGCAGUGGCUGGUUUCUGUUGCAAUGUCAAUUUUGUUGGACUUUUUUGUGACUGAACCUUUCCAAAUCAUCGUCAUUGCCUUUCUGCUGCCUCGUAUUUUCAAAAGAGAACCUGAUAGGUCUACCUGGACAUCUUGCCCUGACGACUCAGAGGUUUAUCUCGAAGAUAUCAAAGUUGGCGAGCUAGGCUGGGAUGAAGCCGACGAAGAAGAAGUCAAAACACCAAAGCCUUUAACGAAGAGAAAAUUGCGUCACACAAAGGCUGCUCGAAUGAGGGAGAUAUAUAUGUAUACAGCUCUUCGAAAUAUAGUGUCUUACUUGUUGUACUUGUGUAUUCUUUGUAUUGUUUGCUACGGUGGACGUAGCGAGCAUGGGUACCUGAUGACAUCGUCCAUGAAGAAUACAUUUGGAGAACUUAAUACGAUUUCAAAUCACUUCAACACAUGGGACUGGGCACGUGACGUUUUGGUGCCAGGUCUUUAUGAGGAUGGGAAAAACGUCACACUGAAUAGUUCCAGGCCGCACAUUGGAGAUGGCGACGCUUUUCUCGUUGGAAUGCCUCGUCUUAGGCAGCUACGAGUCAAAGAAGGCUCCUGUGAUGUCAGUAUAGAGGAAUUGACAACGCCUUUCAACUCCUGUGUGGCUACAUACACAUUCGGUAUCGAAGACAAAACCAGCUUCCAUGAAAAAAAAUGGCGUUUGUCUUCCUCAUUUCAAAAUAAUAGGUCACUCAUUAGUCUUCCUCAGGUCUGUCCAAGUGCUUGGCAUUAUUCUUCAGCCCAACAAACAUUAAAUCUUCCCUUAUGGGGAAGACUUUAUCUGUUUAACUUUUAUAGUGAAGGAGGCUACCUGGCCGAGCUGGGCUACAAUAAAACCACAGCCCUGAAAGUCAUCUCUGAACUUAACUUGUUUGACUGGAUUGACAGGUUUACCAGUGCUGUAAUUUUUGAGUUCACGGUUUUUAACUCUCAAGUAAAUUUGUUCAGCGUGAUUUGGAUCCUAACCGAGUUUUCACCAAGUGGUCUCGUGGUCUCUAAUCACGUGAUUCAUACUAUUCACAUAUAUGACAUUGGCAGGGGCUACAGUGCUGUCACCGUAACUUGUCAGUUGUUACUAGUGGUUUAUAUUGUAUACUUUGUUGUUAAGGAAACGAAGAAGAUGAUUGCGGGAAUUAAAAAAUAUUGUUCACAGUUUCUUAACUGGAUUGAACUCACGCAGACUUUUACAGUCAUUGGCUUUCUUACUACUUACGUUAUGAAAGAAGCAGAGCUCUUUGCUACCACAGCGAAACUUAAGGAAAACACUUUUAAAUCUAUCAGCUUUGAUUGGGGAGUUCUUUUGCAAGGCUUAGAAACGGUAUUAAUAUCGUUACUGAUGUUUUUGAACACUUUAAAGUUGCUCUAUUUUCUCAAAUUGAAUUCCCACGUGAGGCAUUUAUUUCAUACAAUGAAAGGAUCUGCUCAAGAACUCGCUCAGUGUUCAGUUGUAUUCGCUGUCUUCAUGUUUGGAUGUAUUCAUGUAGGAUACCUUCUGUUUGGGAGAGAACUUUACUCCUUUUCUUCGCCUUUCAUCAUUCUACAGUCUCUUCUAGUCGAAGGAGUCGUCGGUGGCAGAGUCGACUAUUUUAACGAUUGCUCUACAAUCAUUGUCCCUGUUUAUUUUACGGCGAUAAAAAUGGCAGUGAGUCUUAUAUGCAUCAAUAUUUUCAUUUCUGUUCUUGUCUAUAAAUAUGGCAGCAUCAGGCAACUUUCCAGAGGGAAGUUUGAUCUUGGACGCUUCAUGGUAAUGAAAAUGAAAGAACUACUGGUUUGUGGGGGCGACCAUCUGAGAGCGAAUGAAGACAUUUCUGAGCAUGAUUUACCAAACGCGGAGAUCGAGGAGGAUAUUCUUCCUGAGGCAGCAGAGAUAUUGGCGAGGCUGGAUCGGAUUAAUCAUCUUUUAAAUGUUCAUUACGCUGAUGAAUUUUGUGAGGACCUUGAACUGUUUUCUAUGUGGUUUGAUCUUCACAUGCAAGCUAAGAAAUCCAAGGAUUUACAAGAAAAUUGGGUCGAUGCUCAAGAAAGUUCUGAGGCUGCUGUAGAAGAAGAUUGGGUGGAUUCACAAGAGUAA